AUGAUCUGUCUUUCCAAGGCCGACGAGGGUACCUUCCGGCAUCUGACAUACAAUCAGAGCCCCUCCCCCCUCGCUGCCGAGAACACCACCUGCGAGGACAUGAAUGGAAUCGCUAACUUGAGGGAGCAUGUUGCUGCCAACCAAGACGAUGACUCGGGCGGAGGCCUCUGUCAUUCGUCGGCUCCGGAUGAAAAAUGGCAACAUGGCGAACAGCCUCCCGGGCCAUGGCCGCCAUUGUCGGGUACGGGAUGGUGGUCUGCAGGAUCUAUCUCGUAUCUCAAGGCAGCAACUGGUGGUGAAGACCAGAACUGCCGUAAACAGGUAACCUCGCCUUCCUGGCUCUCGCGCCUUGUGGGUGUAAUUACCUGGCUCCUAUCUGUUCUUGUUGUUUCAUUCCUUCUGAAUGAAUGGAACUCUCGUGGAAACAAUACCUCUGCAUCGUCUACCCAGUCUACUACUAUUAACCCCGUUGGUUUGGCCCCUGUUGAUGUUAACGCGCUGUCUGCCCUUGCCUCUCGAGCCCCCAAGGAUGACUUCUCCGUCGGGUUGCUGCGAAAACGAUCCACAUGUACUGUGGGAGGCGUAUCACCGGAGUCGUACAACCUGCCGCUUCAUGUUGGCGCCCUCAUCAUCAUCUGGUUUGUCUCGAGUUUGGCCUGUUGCUUCCCUAUCUUGGCAAAGCGGUUCCCUGGCUUACGAAUUCCCCAAACUUUCUUCUUCUUGGUCCGACACUUCGGUACCGGUGUUCUGAUAGCUACAGCCUUUGUCCAUCUCUUGCCAACCGCCUUCCUCUCUCUUGGCAACCCAUGUCUCGGCGACUUCUGGACAGUCAAAUUCCCUGCCAUGCCUGGUGCCAUCUCUCUUGGAGCCAUCUUCCUUGUGACUAUCAUCGAGAUGGUCUUUCAUCCAACUCGUCGCUGUACUUCAGGUGUCGAUGAUAUAUCUGGUGGCAUCCAGCUCGAGGAAUCCGCAGAGGAAGCACGCAUUGAACAUUCGAACCCGAUACGCGACAUGGCACCACCUCGAGGCAGAACUAGCAGUAUAGGCCAUGGCCUUAAUCGUCUGCAAACAAGAGAGGAAAGCGUCGAAGAAGACGAACAAUAUAAUCCUCAGAGCGACGUUGAGACAAACCGGAAAGAUGGAUCAUCUCUCGUCAAGGUCGAGACGCUAUCUCCAGAACAGAAGUCUCGCAAGGAACGCAUGCAAUGUGUCAUGCUGGAACUGGGAAUCCUCUUCCAUAGCGUUUUCAUCGGAAUGGCUCUCAGCGUCGCUAUCGGCGAUGAUUUUGUUGUCCUUCUGAUCGCAAUCGCCUUUCACCAGACGUUUGAAGGCCUCGCCCUGGGGUCCCGUGUUGCGGCUGUGACUUGGGGUAAUAAAAAGUAUCAGCCCUGGAUGAUGGCUGCGGCAUAUGGCUUGACAACUCCCCUUGGUCAAGCCAUUGGCAUUGCGACGCACACUCUCUAUAGCCCAGACUCGGAGACUGGACUCAUUGUCACCGGUGUCAUGAAUGCUAUUUCGGCCGGCCUGCUUACCUUUGCAUCACUUGUGGAGUUGAUGUCCGAGGACUUUCUCAGUGAUGAUAGCUGGAAGAUUCUUAGAGGAAAGAAGAGGGUCUUCGCUUGCCUGCUCGUCUUCUUUGGUGCCUUUUGCAUGAGCCUUGUCGGCGCGUGGGCCUAA
Messenger RNA from Clonostachys rhizophaga, 1677 nucleotides. NCBI's taxonomy places the organism in Eukaryota, Fungi, Ascomycota, Sordariomycetes, Hypocreales, Bionectriaceae. The record is from the annotation of a GenBank genome assembly.